AUUUCCUCACCAGCCAAACAUGGCAAAAAGCAGCGCGCAGGCAUACGACGAACUCCUUGAACGGCUGCCCAUCUGCGAACCCCAAUGAUUUGCCAAUUCUGGAGCGGAGCGACGCAACAGCCCACAUCAAAAAUAGGCAGACGUCCAUGGAUUCAACUCCUGAAUUUCCCUCUCCCUCCUCCGCUGGCCCCUCCGUACCGUCUCUCCCUUUCCGCCAUCGCAAUCUUUUCUUCCGCGAGGGAAGCGAAGGGAAGGUUCCGGCCUGGGGAGGGAGGUUGGGAUCAGGAAGCGCCGCGGAGCGGCAGCGGAAGGAGAGAAGCAGAGGAGAGCGGCCGGCGACCGAGCAUGUCGCGCCGGGGCCAGCACGCCCUGCUGCUCCUCUCCGCCGUCGUGGCGUCCCUCGUCCCCGGCUCGAUGGCCGGGGUGUACCACAUCGUCGGCGCCGGCAAAGGGUGGCGGAUGCCCCCCAACAAGACGUACUACGACGACUGGGCGCGCACCAGGCACAUCAGCAUCGGCGACAAACUGAUGUUCCUAUACCGGAGCGGGGUGCACAACAUCGUGGAGGUGCCGACGCGGGCGCUGUUCGACGCGUGCAGCAUGCGGAACAUCACUAGCCGGUACCAGAACGGACCGACCAUCAUCGAGCUCACCCAGCCGGGGCAGCGCUUCUACUUCUGCGGCGUCGGCGAGCACUGCGAGGUCGGGCAGAAGCUCGCCAUCAACGUCCUCCUCGUCGCGCCGCCGCCGCCCGACACGCCCAACUCCGCCGCGGCGGCCACCGGCCGGCUCUCCCGCUCCCGCCGCGCGGGCCUCGCCGCCGCCUGCCUGGUGGCCGCUCUGCUAAUGGUGGUGUGACUUACUUAUGCGUACAUAUAUAUACAUGUAUGUAAUAAUAAAUCAGUGUCCGUCUGAAUAGGAAGGGAUCUUGC
Panicum virgatum (switchgrass) is the source of this 932-nucleotide messenger RNA. RefSeq lists its product as uncharacterized. The record is from RefSeq and is a predicted model, not a curated record. Gene Ontology annotation, cellular component: plasma membrane. Gene Ontology annotation, molecular function: electron transfer activity. Lineage: Eukaryota; Viridiplantae; Streptophyta; Magnoliopsida; Poales; Poaceae. Bases 85 to 858 code for a protein of 257 amino acids. The transcript is spliced from 2 exons.